This is a messenger RNA of Fraxinus pennsylvanica, 765 nucleotides long. NCBI's taxonomy places the organism in Eukaryota, Viridiplantae, Streptophyta, Magnoliopsida, Lamiales, Oleaceae. The record is from the annotation of a GenBank genome assembly.
AUGAGCCUGUUAAAGGAUGCGAUUGAGAGAUUGAAGGAGGAGGGAUUGCAGUGGAAGGGAAAGGAUGUGGAACCAGUGAUUGACAAGAAGAAUUGGAUGAGUUCUGCUCGGCAGUGGAGCACUCCUGUUCACUAUGGGAAUAAUUUUGAUAUCAGAAAUCAAGACUCCAUUUUGCACCGAAAACGAACAUAUAACAGAGAAGAGAAUGGCAAUGGAAAGGAGAACAAAUUUGUUCCAUUUCAGAAACCAUGUAAAGGAACAGCCGAAGAAGAGAAGGGGAUGACCAUAUCAGUUCAUAGUCUAUCCCAGUCCAUUUCAGGUAAUUUUAUGGCACAGCAGCAGCACCAACUGCAGAAGAAACAGAGGAGGUGUUGGUCCCCUGAGUUGCACAAGAGAUUUGUCAGUGCACUCCAUCAGCUUGGAGGUGCACAAGUGGCUACACCAAAGCAAAUUAGAGAAUUCAUGAAAGUAGAUGGCCUCACCAAUGAUGAAGUGAAAAGCCAUUUGCAGAAAUACAGGCUUCAUAUUCGUAAGCUUCCUACUUCGUCGACUGAUGUGUCGAGUUGCUCGCGGUUCACGCAAGAUCAAUGCAAGGCUAAUGUUGCACAAUCUGGCUCCCCACAAGGCCUCUGCAUCUGGCAGGGUCUCCUAAAGGGCUCUCAGCUACCGGUCGAGACAGCAUGGAAGAAGAGGAUAAGUCAGAAAGCCAUUGUUGGAAGGGUCUGCUUCACAAGCCAGUUGAGGAACAACAGUAGGCUUUCAUAA